AUGGCAUGGUGGCGGAGACCUGGAUUCACCCCUGUUCAGUCGUGUCCAAAGCCACUCAGUCUCUGCUCUCUUCAGGGAUCCUGUGUGGUGGUUGAAAUUGCCAGGCGCUCAGGUACCCUCAGUAAAGAUGGAGGCGACCUGGACUCACCUCUAGGACUUCAGCUGCCCUCGAAGCCUAUGAUCCUAUCCAUGAAGGCGGAGGGGGUGUCAGAAUCAAAGCCUAAGGAAGAGCGAGUUGUGCCCCGCAUUUACCCUGACACCACGGACCUGCUUCCCUUUGACCUCCCUCCUUACCGCCCAUCUGCUCGCACCCCCUUCGCUUUAGAAGACGAGGCAGCAGCAGAACUUCGUUCUCCAUCAGAAUCCCCCUCCUCCUCCUCCUCUUUGCCUUCCCCAUAUCACAGGGAGAGGGGGAAGGAAACACGACCGCAUAUUGCAGCAGCCUGGAAGAAUGUAAUAGGAUUAGAUGGCUUGGUGACAAGCAGACCUGAUGUUAUUGAUGACACUUUCCCCUUGCAGAGACCGAAUUGGGACACCAACUUUGAACUUGACACAGGGGCAGUAUACUUGGUACUAAAGAAGCCUUUGGGACCUCUCUCUAGUAAGCAAUCCUUAGUCCAAGGAGCUAAUGGAAGUAGCUACCAUUCUUGGACUACUUCCUAAACUAUGGAAUUGGGGAAAGGAGAAAUCAAGCAUUCUUUCCUGGUCAUACCGAACUGCCCCUUACCUCUAACGAGACGGGACUUGCUAACCAAACUCAGAGCCCAGGUAACUUUUGAAGAAACUGGUCCAGAGAUUGCUUUUCUAAAUCCCGAUGUCCAACCACUUACCACCUCUGUCCUGACCAUUAGGGCUGAGGAUGAAUAUAGACUAUUCACAAAUGAUUCCUUGCCACAUGGAAACCAAGACACCGAUUUUUGGUUGAGACUAGUUCUGGGACCUUGGGCCGAAACUGCUGGACUGGGGUUGUAUACCUUGCAGGCUCCAGUAGUGGUAGAGUUGAAAGCUACUGCUGUCCCUGUGCGAGUCAGACAGUACCCCAUGAGUCAGGAAGCGAAGAAAGGCAGAACUCCUCAUAUUCAGAAACUUCUCCAACAGGGGGUCCUAGUACAGUGUCAGUCAGCCUGGAAUACGCUACUACUCUCAGUUAAAAAGCCUGGAACCGGGGACUAUUGGCCAGUACAGGCUAUCCAUCCCACUGUGCCUAACCCAUACAAUCUCCUCAGCAUCUUAAGCCCUGAAAGAAUAUGGUACACCGUACUGGACUUAAAGGAUGCUUUCUUUUGCCUGUCUCUUCAUCCGGCCAGUCAAUCCUUAUUUGCUUUUGAGUGGAGUGAUCCGAAGGCAGAAAUUUCAGGUCAACUAACCUGGACCAGAUUGCCCCAGGGAUUUAAGAACUCCCCUACCAUCAUUGAUGAGGCCUUGCACCAAGACUUAAGUCUCUUCCACAGCCAGCACCCCCAGGUUACCUUGCUACAGUAUGUGGACGAUCUUUUAAUUGCAGGAAAACUGAAGAGGAUUGCAAGCAGGCCACUUGCUUGA
Messenger RNA from Suncus etruscus (white-toothed pygmy shrew), 1542 nucleotides. RefSeq lists its product as uncharacterized. The record is from RefSeq and is a predicted model, not a curated record. Gene Ontology annotation, biological process: proteolysis. NCBI's taxonomy places the organism in Eukaryota, Metazoa, Chordata, Mammalia, Eulipotyphla, Soricidae. Gene Ontology annotation, molecular function: aspartic-type endopeptidase activity.